Oreochromis aureus is the source of this 909-nucleotide messenger RNA. RefSeq names its product V-set and Ig domain-containing protein. Bases 46 to 909 code for a protein of 287 amino acids. Gene Ontology annotation, cellular component: plasma membrane. Lineage: Eukaryota; Metazoa; Chordata; Actinopteri; Cichliformes; Cichlidae. Gene Ontology annotation, biological process: regulation of actin cytoskeleton organization; regulation of osteoclast development; regulation of bone resorption. The transcript is spliced from 3 exons. The record is from RefSeq and is a predicted model, not a curated record.
CACACACGUCCUGUUUCUUUGUCUUAUCUGCUCGGUGGUCGGAUCAUGGACGCCCGGCUGCUCUGCAGCACUCUGCUGCUGUCCGUCACACGAGCACUCAGCUCUGCAGAUGACGGCUGGUUCGUGAAGGUUCAGCCGGAGGUACGAGGCAUCGAGGGCUACCCGGUGGUGCUGCCGUGCACCUUUGGCCAUCCGCAGCACUCCCAGCAUUCCUCCCUGCAAGUUGUGUGGCGUCUGGGCCACGGCCAGGGAGCCACUGUCCUGUACCGCUGCACCAGCCGGUCCGGAGCCCCCACCUGUGAGCCAGGGCCGAAGCAGGACCAGCGCUAUCGACUGGAGGGAAACCCGAGGGAGCACGACCUGUCGUUGCGCAUCAGUAACACCAUCCUGCAGGAUAAUGGACGCUACUACUGCCGAGUGGAGGUUCAAGGACGAGAACACAUCAGCUUCGAGGACAAGAUGGGGACCAGACUGAGAGUGGAAGCUCCUCCAAAGAUCCUGGGCCUGUCGGUGGAGGGCACUGAGCAGUCCGGGUACAGAGCGCUGUGUCGGGUCCAGGGCUCCCCGCUGCCGGAUGUCCAGUGGCUCGGCCCGGACGACCUGCUGGAGGGCUCUCUGCUCAGGCCGCUGGCUCAAGGCUCCACCGGCCACUACCACACCGUCAGCCAGCUGAGAGACGUGGAGCCAGGCCAACAGUACACCUGCAGCGCCUCCAACCCACUGGGUAAAGAGCAGGCCACUCUGUAUGUCCUGCCCCCCCAGCCCCCCCUCUCUCUGGCCGGGGCUUCACCUCCUCUCCUGCUCCUCCUGUCGGUGUCUGUGGGGGCAAAAGUCCUCCUGCUGGUGGGGAUGGGGGUGUGGAUGGUGCAGGGCGGAGCUCUGCAGGGGCUCAGCUGCUGGAGGAAAUGA